AUGGUGGCGGCGGCCGCGGAGACGCAGUGGAUGUCGCCGUACGAGGUGGCGCGGGAGCGGAAUGUGGAGGAGAACAAGCGCAAGAUGGAGGCGCUCAACCUGCGCCACCUCUCCGCCGUCAUCAAGGAGGCUCCCAAGACCCCUUCUCCCAUGAAGCCGAAGAGGCGCAGGCCCAUCGAGGACGCGGUCGUGGUUCCCUCGCCUCCCAGGAGGUCCCGCCGGCUUGCGAAUCUCCCUGAGCUCAAGUAUGCAGAGAUAGCACCCCACACUGCAGAUCGAAUGACCAGGUCUCCUAGAAAACCAGCUUGCCGUAUCUACUUCGCAAACCGCGGAUCAAUUUCCAUGAAAGCUAGGUUGGAGGCAACAAGAAAGGCCGAGGAGCUAGAAUCAGAACUUGAUCAUGAAAUCCCAUCCUUUGUGAAGGCAAUGUUGCAUUCACAUGUGGUUCGAGGUUUCUGGCUGCAACUCCCCAGCCAUUUCUGUGACACUUACAUGCCAAAGCAAGACUCCAUUAUCACCUUGGUGGAUGAGAAGGAUGAAGAAUUCGACACCAAAUACCUUGCCUACAAGAAGGGGCUAAGCGGCGGAUGGGCUGGUUUUGCACUAUGCCAUGGGAUGCAGGAUGGAGAUUCAGCUGUUUUUCAGUUGAUUAAGCCCACGACCUUCAAGGUGUAUAUCAUCCGAGCAGCUUCUGAUGAUGUCAGUGAGGUAGAUGAGUGACUGCAUCACGCGACGGCUGUACUGAGUACUAACUUAGCAGGAGGAGGUGGAAAGUGGGAUUUUGGGUAGUUUUAGGCUUUAUAUAUCAGGAUUGCCCUAGUAUGUAUUUUAUCUGUAUGUCUCGAUGCUACCAGUGUGACUCCUAAGAUGCAGAAGUCAUAACUUGCAGAAUGCAUUAUGAGCUAUUUUCUGGCCACUGCAUGUUCAUGUCCUAAUGGAAGUUUCAUAAAAUGCAUGUCUUGUGACUUUUUGAAGAUUAAGGAACGAUUCUUUCACCUAA
Zea mays is the source of this 1000-nucleotide messenger RNA. Its product is annotated as B3 domain-containing protein Os03g0184500. Lineage: Eukaryota; Viridiplantae; Streptophyta; Magnoliopsida; Poales; Poaceae. Bases 1 to 720 code for a protein of 239 amino acids. Gene Ontology annotation, molecular function: DNA binding. The record is from RefSeq and is a predicted model, not a curated record. The transcript is spliced from 6 exons.